Oryza sativa Japonica Group (Japanese rice) is the source of this 2602-nucleotide messenger RNA. Its product is annotated as protein kinase STUNTED. The record is from RefSeq and is a predicted model, not a curated record. Gene Ontology annotation, biological process: protein phosphorylation. NCBI's taxonomy places the organism in Eukaryota, Viridiplantae, Streptophyta, Magnoliopsida, Poales, Poaceae. Gene Ontology annotation, molecular function: ATP binding; protein kinase activity.
UCUCUCUUGCUUCUCUCUCUGCGGCUGCGAGGGAGGAGAGGAGAGGGGAGAGAGCUCGCGCGGCAGCCAUGCGGCUGCUUGUUCCCGACGGCGCGCGCGGCGGCGGCGGCGGAGGAGGAGGAGGGUUGCUCCCGGCGGCGGCGGCGUCGCCGGCGGUGGGGAGGGGGAGGAGGACGGUGGUGGUGGGGAUCAGGAGGGACGCGGCGAGCCGCGAGCUGCUGACGUGGGCGCUCGUCAAGGUCGCCAAUGCCGGGGACCGCAUCGUCGCCCUCCACGUCGCCGCCGCCGCCGCCGCCGCAGCAGGAGGAGGAGGAGGAGGAGGAGGAGGAGCGGUGGGAUUGGAGGAGAGGAGCGACGCGGCGGAGGACUCGCUGGUGUCGGUGCUCGCCGUGUACGACGGCUUCUGCAACCUCAAGCAGAUUAAUUUGGAGCUCAAGGUCUGUGGAGGAUCAUCUAUCCGGAAAACUCUGGUGAAAGAAGCGGCUUCCUACGGCGCUGCGCAUCUCAUCCUUGGUGUUGCGAAGAAUUCUCUAUCUUUUAGUAGAUCCUCCUCCAUUUCUGUUGCCAAGUACUGUGCAAAGAGGGUUCCUACUGGAUGCUCGGUUCUUGCAGUGAACAACGGCAAGAUUCUUUUUCAUAAAGAUGCAGUACAGCAAGAACCAUACCAUAGUGCUAGCACAAUGACAGAGACACCAAGGAGGAGUUACCGGAAGCUCCUGACUUCUGUGAUUGGGGAGAAACUUCGGGAUGAGUGUGAACAAGAUAACAGGUCCAUUUUCCGGGCUGUCACCAUGCCACCAAGCUCUCCGGCACCAACGAGAGAAGUUUCAUUGGCAUUAGUCCCAAUGAAGGUUCACCGUCGUGAAUCACCAGAAGUGGCAACUGGCUGGUCCUUCCUUAGGAAGAAGUUCCUGCCUGACAGAAAACCUGCCUCGCAUGACAGAUCGAAGAUGUCCGUGGUGCAGUGGGCAAUGCGGCUACCUAGUAGGUAUUCGUCAGCUUCACCAGUCUGUUCAGAGUACAGAACCACAACACCAGAUGGCAUCACAAGUGCUAGUCGUAUUUUGCGUGACCGGGUGGCUGUCCCUUCGAGAAGCAAUUCAGGAAAGUCUUCUGUGGUGAUCGAGGAAUUGGAUAAUUCCUCGGAUAAAGAAAUUCCAGAGGAGUUGAUUGCACUCAGAGAAAAAUUCCCUUCCGUUUAUUCUACCUUCAGUCACAGCGAGCUUGCAAAGAUCACUUCUGAUUUCUCACCUGAGUGUAUAGUUGGACAAGGUGGCACUAGCCAAGUUUACAAAGGUUGCUUAGAAAAUGGCAAGGAAUUGGCAGUAAAGAUCUUGAAGUAUUCCGAUGAAGUGCUGAAGGAGUUCGUCUCAGAGAUUGAGAUUGUCAGCUCCCUCAGCCACAAGAACAUUAUAUCGCUUGCCGGUUUCUGCUUCAAGGACACUGACCUUCUGUUGGUGUACGAGUACUUGCGAAGAGGCAGUCUGGAAGAGAUACUGCAUGGUGAGAAAGGAUGUGACAACUUAUUCGGAUGGACCGAGAGGUUCAAUGUGGCCCUUGGAGUUGCUCAUGCACUAGAUUAUCUCCAUGGUAGUGGCAACAAUCGUCCAGUGAUCCAUAGGGAUGUCAAGUCAUCAAACAUCCUCAUCUCACAGGAUUUUGAGCCAAAGUUAUCAGAUUUUGGCCUCGCGCUCUGGGACACUGAUGCAACAUCGCAGAUCACAUGCAACGAUGUUGCUGGAACUUUCGGAUACUUGGCUCCAGAAUAUUUCAUGCAUGGCAAGGUGAAUGACAAAAUUGAUGUAUACGCUUUUGGUGUCGUCCUUCUUGAACUCAUUUCAGGCAAGAAACCGCUUUGCACUGGUUGUCCGAAAGGUCAGGAGAGCCUAGUGAUGUGGGCAAACUCCAUCAUACAGGGAGGAAAACUCACACAACUUGUGGAUCCUAACUUGCCUACAGAGGACCAUGCCAACAAAGUGGAGAGGAUGACCCUUGCUGCUUCCCUCUGCAUCAGACCAACACCUCAACGCCGUCCUCACAUUGCAGUUGUUCUGAAGCUACUUAACGGCGACAAUGGUAUUCUGAAGUGGGCUAGAUCAGAAGUAGGAUUGUCAUACGAGAGCGAUGGUGAUGAACCUGUGGUUACACUGCCAGAGAAUAACCGCAACAUCCAGUCCUACAUCAAUCUUGCAUUCGAUGUCGAUGACGAUUCUGCCUCUGUCAGCAGCAACGAUUUCAUCGCUGCGAACACUUCCCUGGAAGAGUAUUUACGAGGAAGAUGGAGCCGAUCGUCGAGCUUUGAUUGAUCAGUCCAUGGUAUACUAGUCAUUUUUGUAUAGUAGGUAUAGAUCUUUUUUCCCCUUCUUCUUAAGUUAACUUCUUUUGUUCCUUGGAUGAGAAGUGGCACAUGCAAAAUGCCCUCCUCCAAGUCUGUCCUUUAAUCUGAUGUCUUAGAUCUUGUUCUCCCAUAAGUUAUGGGUCUGUUCUAUCAUCUCAGAAGGAUGUAAUUUCCUUGUUAUAAACCAAAAUUCUCUCAUCCAAAGGAUGAGAAAGUGGGAAAUAAACUAGGAAGAUUGUUAUUGCAGGUUUUCUCCCAAAUCAA